Molecule: messenger RNA, 798 nt
Organism: Knipowitschia caucasica
Lineage: Eukaryota; Metazoa; Chordata; Actinopteri; Gobiiformes; Gobiidae
Source: the annotation of a GenBank genome assembly
AUGGGGACUGUGAACGCGUGCGUCAAAAGAGGCUUCAUCACCGUGGAGAGCAUCAUCGCGAUUCUCAGCGGCUUGCUUUUGGCCAUUACUUUGUUCAGUCAUGGAAACUUCCACGAGGAUGAAGAGAUUGAGAAAAUCCUGCCAGGUCUUCAAGUUAUGUACGCAACUUCUAUCAUAACCAUUCUCCUCGUCACCACUGGGUUGUAUGGUGUCUGCAAACGUAAAAAGUUUAUGUUAAUUUUUUACAUCGUGGGAAUGACCCUGUCCUGCAUGGCACUGAGUGUAGUAGACAUUCAAGGAGUAGCUGUGAGAGGCGAGUUAAUCGAGGACAUUAAGCAUCAUUACUCGAGUGUUAUACCGUUCUCUAACGCCAGUAAAGAGGACAUAGAGGGAGUCAAUGAGUUACAGACAGAACUGCAGUGCUGUGGCUUGUUCCAGGGUUAUCAGGACUGGGGAUAUAACAUCUCUGAGAGCUGCCUCUGUGUAGAAGAUGCAGUCCACCCAUGUGUGGCAGCUCCAAGAAACAGCAGUUUGUUUGAAACCACAAAAACAGAUGGCCCUAUCAUGAUUUAUAAAGAGCCUUGUAUCAGCUACCUGGCAGAACACGCCCUGUUUGCUCUAGAUGUGCUGUUGGGAAUAAUACUGGGUACAAUAUUAUUGUGGGUCUCGUCGGUGGUGUUAUGUGUGGUCAUUCUGUGUCAGAUGAACCGAAAGCAGGACACCCCCGUGGUGGUCUACAGCCCUGAAGCCAAAGCAGGAAACUACGCAGUUCUGUUAGAUGAAGCGGCGCUCACAUGA